AUGCCUCUCAAGAAAGACUCUUUCCCUUCCUCAGCUGCGUUUGACGUGAUCAACGACACGCUGCAGGCUGAUGCUGCUGAACGUAAAGAUGCGGUGGACAAGGCCAAGGCUAUCGUCGCCUUCAACCUUAAGAACUCCAAGGGCGAGGAGCAGAGUUGGUACCUCGACUUGAAGAACAAGGGCGAGGUUGGGGAAGGUGCCGCCCCUCCUGGUGGCAAGGCUGACGUCACCCUUACUCUCUCCGAUGACGAUUUCACUUCUCUCGUCACCGGCAAGGCCAACGCGCAGCGUCUGUUCAUGGGUGGCAAGCUUAAAAUCAAGGGCAACAUUAUGAAGGCCACUAAAAUGGAGCCUAUCCUCAAGAAAGCGCAGGGCAAGGCCAAGUUGUAA
Messenger RNA from Penicillium macrosclerotiorum, 390 nucleotides. Its product is annotated as SCP2 sterol-binding domain-containing protein. Lineage: Eukaryota; Fungi; Ascomycota; Eurotiomycetes; Eurotiales; Aspergillaceae. The transcript is spliced from 3 exons. Gene Ontology annotation, cellular component: cytosol. The coding region runs from base 1 to 390 and encodes 129 amino acids. The record is from RefSeq and is a predicted model, not a curated record.